AUGACGGACAACACCUCUCUCGCGAAGGAGGCCCCCAAAAAACUCGAUAUCCGCCUCUACACCCACAACAUUCGCUACGCAACAUCCUACCCUUUCAAAAACGAACUCCCCUGGCCCCGCCGCGCCCCGCUCGUCAUCUCCUCCAUCCGCCUCCAUGCCCGUCACAACCCGCAAUCCCUGAUAUGCCUCCAAGAAGUCCUCCACUCUCAACUCCUCGAUAUCCUUGAAGGUCUCGGCCCCGAAUGGGCCCAUGUUGGCGUUGGUCGAGACGAUGGUCAAAAGGCUGGGGAGUACUCUCCGAUUCUGUUUCGGUAUUCGGUUUGGGCGAUUGAGAGGGUGAGGAGUAUUUGGUUGUCAGAGACUCCGGAAGUGCCGAGUAAAGGGUGGGAUGGGUCGAAUAAGCGUAUUUUGACGUCGGUUUUGUUGAGGCAUUGGAAGACGGGUGUGGUGGUUUUGGGGUUGAAUACUCAUUUGGACGAUCAGGGAGUUGUGGCGAGGUUGGAGAGCGGCAAGAUUAUUCUCAAGCAUAUUGCGGACCAGCAGCAGCUGUUUCUCUUGGGCCAGCAGCAGCAGCAACAACAACAACAACAACAACAACAACAGCAGCAGCAGCAACAACUCGGACUCAGCCAUGAUCAGCAGCAACAACAGAAACCGAGCGAGUUACCGAUAUUCCUGGCAGGAGAUUUCAACAGCACCCCAGACGAAGAAGCAUACAAACACCUCACUACUGAUUCCUCCUCCUUGCGCGAUUUGAGGAACGUCGUGGGAAAGAGCGAGAGGUAUGGCCACGACAAUACGUUUACGGGGUUCGAGAGUCGUCCCAUUGACCAGAAGAGGAUUGAUUUCUUGUUCUUGAGUAAGGGUGGUGGAUGGAAGGUUGACGGGUAUGGGGUACUGGAGACCCGAUUUGAGGAUGGGGUCUUUUCGAGUGACCACCGACCUGUAGUCGGCGACCUCUCCCUCACCCAUUGA
This is a messenger RNA of Linnemannia hyalina, 975 nucleotides long. NCBI's taxonomy places the organism in Eukaryota, Fungi, Mortierellomycota, Mortierellomycetes, Mortierellales, Mortierellaceae. The record is from the annotation of a GenBank genome assembly.